AUGCAUAUCUGGUGUUCUGGAGAGGGAGGGCACACAAAACCAUCAACGACUCACCUGUAUGUCUUUGCUUCGCUGGUCCAAUUUGAUGAACUCACCUCAAAAGGCAAGCCACCUUCCCAGUGGGGAAGCCAAGGCCAAAGGGUGUGGAUCCCUAUCUUGUGUCCUUGUGAUGACGUAUAAUAGCACAUCAUUGCAACGAGGAGUCCCCACAAGUCCCCGUCGCCACUCCGCGUGCUUAGGAUCUCCAAUGUUGAAUGGACACAUACAAAAGGUCAGCGGCUGCCGUGUCGUUCUCUCAGAGACUCCCUGCGCACAUACUCACCGUAACCGUACUAGCACUGCGAUACCCAUACCUACCGCUGCAUACUCAAAUGAUUGAAGUAUAGAAAAUAUGCCGAACACGAAGAACCCUGCCACGCUCAUGAGCGGCCGCUUCCACUCCGACCAAAUCCCCGACCUCUCCGGGCGCGUCGCCAUUGUCACAGGAGGCUCGUCGGGCAUCGGCUACUACGACGCACUCGCGCUCGCACGCGCCAACGCUCGAGUCCUCAUCAUCUCCGCAAACGAAGACAAAGGACAUGGUGCGGAAGCGGAGUCGAACCAAGCGUUGAAAGACGUUAGCUCAACGGGCACCGUCACUUGGUACGGCGUGGACUUUGGCACCUUGAAGGAAGUGGACGCGCUCGCACAGAGACUUGCAAGCGAGCUCGAGAGGCUGGAUAUACUCAUAUGCAACGCGGGCAUUGGGCAGGCUCCGUAUGGUGAGCUGACGAAUGAUGGAUUGGAGAGGCACUUUGAGGUGAACAACCUCGCGCAUUAUGUCUUCGUCCUUCGCCUGCUUCCGCUCAUGAACAAGACCGCACUCACCGCGCAGCCCGCGUCUGUGCGCAUCGUGAUGCAGAGCUCGGAGAUGCAUCGCAUGGCGCCGAGCAGCACCAAGUUCCUCAACAAAGAAGAGAUCAACAAUGUAACAGAAAAGAGCGGCGGACCUCUGUAUGGCCGUACGAAGCUCGGGUUAAUCUGCCUCGCGAGGCAGCUUAUUAAGCGCAAGCUGUCCGACCUUCCGCCCGACCGGUCUAUAGUCGCGAUCGCCGUGCAUCCGGGAACGGUCGACACGGAUCUGCAGAGGACGUGGACUGAGGGCUACGGAAAGCUCGGCAGGGUCAUGGAAACGCUAUCGCGCAAGGUUGGCAAGAGCGCAGAGGAGGGUGCAGAGAACAGUCUGUGGGCUGCAGUCAGUACGGACAUCAAUGAGAGCAACUGGAAGGACUUCCAGGGCAACUACUACUCUGUCCCUUAUGGCAAGUCAGGAAAGGAGACGAAGCAGGCCCAGGAUGAGAACAUCGGCGAUAACUUCUGGAAUCUGUGCGCCAGUCUCACGGAGGAGCUCCUUGGCGAGGAACUUCAAUGA
Molecule: messenger RNA, 1411 nt
Organism: Rhodofomes roseus
Lineage: Eukaryota; Fungi; Basidiomycota; Agaricomycetes; Polyporales; Fomitopsidaceae
Exons: 4
Coding region: 392-1411 (339 amino acids)
Source: RefSeq, a predicted model, not a curated record